This is a messenger RNA of Caenorhabditis elegans, 1410 nucleotides long. It is a transcript of the gene hpo-31, whose product is annotated as CCA tRNA nucleotidyltransferase 1, mitochondrial. The record is from RefSeq and is marked reviewed. Gene Ontology annotation, biological process: tRNA 3'-terminal CCA addition; RNA processing. Gene Ontology annotation, molecular function: RNA binding; nucleotidyltransferase activity. NCBI's taxonomy places the organism in Eukaryota, Metazoa, Nematoda, Chromadorea, Rhabditida, Rhabditidae.
AAGUCUAUCAACAGCAAAAACUCCAACAUACAUCAUGAAUCAAAUUGAGCCAACUACAAUGAAAAUUGAUAAUGAAGAUUUUCGAACUCUCUUCACACCUCAACUUUUGAAACUCCGUGAUUUAUUCGCCAAACGAAAUUAUGAGCUUCGAAUUGCCGGUGGAGCUGUUCGAGAUCUACUUAUGAACAUUCGACCGGCUGACGUUGACUUUGCCAGUACUGCAACACCGACUCAAAUGAAGGAAAUGUUCGAAGAGGAUAAAAUUAGAAUGCUUCAUAAAAGAGGCGAAGAGCACGGAACAAUCACGUGUCGCAUUGACGAUUGUGAAAACUUUGAGAUCACAACGCUUCGUGUAGACAUUGUGUGUGAUGGAAGAAGGGCUCAAGUUGAAUACACAACUGACUGGCAACUUGAUGCAAAUAGAAGAGAUCUUACUAUCAAUUCACUGUUUUUGGAUCUUCAUGGAAACGUUGUCGACUAUUUCGGUGGAAUCAGAGACAUUGAAACUCGGCGCAUCGCUUUUGUUGGAGACGCUCGUCAGAGAAUCCAGGAGGACUAUUUACGAAUUCUUAGAUAUUUCCGUUUCUUUGGACGAAUCAGUGACUGUACGGAACACGAGCACGACACAAUUCAGGCGAUUGUAGAGAACAAGGAUGGUAUGGCGGGAAUAAGUGCCGAGAGAAUUUGGACAGAACUCAAAAAGAUUGUGGUUGGAAGAAUGGCUGAUGAGGUGUUAAAAGCGAUGAUUGAACAAUGUGAAUUACAAAAAUAUCUGGGACUUCCGAAGGAAUGCAAUCUAGAGAGAUUUCAUACAGUUUUUAAUAGGUUUUCAAAAACUGUCGAGCCAAUGACAAUGAUUGCAUGCCUGUGUGAGGAUGAACAUCAAAUCGCCGAAUUUCAUCGUAUUACGAAGCUCUCGAACGAUGAACGUCUCCUCGGUGAAUUCAUUCUUAGUGAACGACAAUCUGCUGUUGAGAAUUUAAAAAACGAUGACUGGUGGAUUGAUAGAAUUGUUGAUUUGGAAGUACGUCCUGGUCACGAGAAUCAACAGGAUCGACUUCGUCAGCGACUUGUCCAACUUGCCAAAAGUGUGCUCGCUGAUGAAGAAAGAAUUCAAAUGAUUGAGAAUUUUGAAGCUCCCAAGUUUCCAAUAACUGGUCGUGAUCUGAUGGAAGCUGGUGUUCGAAAAGGUCCUCACGUCCGAAAUGUACUCUAUUAUCUUUACAAUUUAUGGAAAGAAUCAAGAUUCACUGAAAGCAAAUAUUCUUUAUUGGAGCGUGCCAAAGACUCGGACAUUCCGGAUUUGUCGAAAGAACGCCGAAAGUCGAUAUCCCCAAAACGUUAAUUCGUUGUCCAAAUUUUUUUUGAAUUUGUUAUUGUUUCUUUUGGAAUAUAAAUUAUUGUUGAUCG